AUCUAAACAACCACAUCUGUCCCGCGCGUAAAUAACGUGCGCAACGGGGAAAAACUCACGAUGGUUCAGAAAAAUGACGAGGAAAACACUGAGCGGAUUAAUAGGAUUGGAUGGCACGAGUGAUGCAAUCCCUGUAUCCUCCGAAGCCCUAACCGGGUCGCAGAGAAUCUGGCCGGAGAUUUUGCCUCACUGAGUUGCAUUUAUGACAAUUGCUACCUUGCGAGCGAGCUAACCGAGCGAGCACACUUUUAACAAGUGCCUCUUCGCUAGGACUGUUUUUCUCCACGCCCGUGGAAUAGGACCUAGCUAAACAUCAUCAAAAUCAAUGGAAGGAGCGUGAAAUCCUAAUGCCAAUUGUUGAACGAGAUUCUCAGUGAUGUAAGUCAACCAGUCAUACUUAGGCUAUUUACGAGCAUUUAUUUACGCAUAUUAUAUCGUGAUUUUAGUAAAGCGCUGAUUCUGUUUCUUUCAUUUGUUGCAGUGCUUUGCUUUGCAUGUUGUGAAGCACGACCUUUGCUUUUUGAGGUGCACCCUGGAGAAUUGCGUAUCAUUUAUUUUCGCGUCUCGUUUAAACAGAAACGCUCGGUUGCAUCCUAGAUAUCAGAUACUUGAUCAGUUUUCCAAUCGUCUUGGAUUUCUUUAUUCAUUUUUUGCCGUGCAGAAUCUACAGGGGAUAAUUUACCGUCGCAUCCCUUUUCAUCUUCACCAUGAAUUACCUGCGACGUCGACUAUCGGACAGUAAUUUCAUGUCCAACUUGCCCAAUGGCUACAUGAGCGAUCUACAGCGGCCCGAUCCGCCGCAGCAGAGCCCAGCCCCGGUGCUUUCGCCGGGCUCUCAAGAGAGGCGUCAACCCCCCAGCCAGUCUUCCGGCGCCGGCUUUUUUUCCUCCAUUUCCAACGCCGUCAAACAGACCACCGCCGCCGCUGCUGCUACCUUUAACGAGGCCACCGAGAGAGGAAUCGGCUCGAGCAAUGCCAAGAUCCUCCUGGUCAUUGAUGAUCAGCAGACAGACUGGGCAAAGGUGUUUAAAGGCAAGAAGGUUCAUGGUGAAUUUGACAUUAAAGUAGAACAGGCUGAAUUCUCUGAGGUUAAUCUGGUGGCUCACGCAACAGGAAGCUAUAGCGUGGACAUUGAGGCCAUCCGCAAUGGGAACAAAAUCACAAAGUGUUUCAAGCCAGAUUUUGUGCUGGUGCGACAGCAUGCUUUUAGCAUGGCCAAGAAUGGCGACCACAGGAACAUUGUGAUUGGACUUCAGUAUGCUGGUCUGCCCAGUGUCAAUUCCAUUCACUCUGUCUACAACUUCUGUGACAAACCAUGGGUGUUUGGUCAGUUGUCCAGAUUGUACAAGCAGUUGGGUCCAGAGGAGUUCCCACUGAUCGACCAGGUUUAUUACCCCAACCACAAGGAGAUGAUCACUACACCUGGCUUUCCUGUGGUAGUGAAGAUGGGUCAUGCUCACUCUGGCAUGGGAAAGGUCAAAGUGGACAAUCAAUAUGAUUUCCAAGACAUAGCUAGUGUUGUAGCUUUGACAAAGACGUAUGCCACGUCUGAGCCUUUUAUUGACGCCAAGUAUGACAUCCGAAUCCAGAAAAUCGGUGACAAUUACAAGGCCUACAUGAGGACAUCUAUAUCUGGCAACUGGAAGACUAACACAGGAUCAGCCAUGUUAGAGCAGGUGGCCAUGUCUGACAGGUAUCGUAUGUGGGUGGACGUAUGCUCUGAGGUUUUCGGGGGUCUUGAUAUAUGCGCUGUAGAGGCAUUGCAUGGUAAAGAUGGUCGGGAUUACAUCAUAGAGGUGGUGGGCUGCUCAAUGCCUCUCAUAGGAGACCAGCAGGAUGAGGACCGAGCUCUGAUAGCUGAUCUUGUUGUGGCUAAAAUGAACCAGACUGUGCCAUGCACUUCAGCUCCCACUCCAGUCCGUUCUCAGGGCCCAGCUGUUUCACCUCAACCCAUCUCUCAGUCUAGUGUCCCCCAGGUGCAACAGCGCCCUCCCCCACAGGGAGGACCACAACAAGCAGCUGCUAGCACUACUGCUGCCCGCCAAGGAGCCCCACCACAGCAGCGCCCGUCUCCCCAGGGCCAGCCCCCUGCCCAAACCCAGUCUGUGACCAGUCCUAAUGCUCAGAACCCUCCUACCCAACAACCCCGGCCAAAUCAACCCCCACAGCGGCAAGCCAGUCAAGGGGCUUCAGGUCAGCAGAGGCCCACUACGGCACAGGGUCCUGCCCAGCGUGGCCCGGGUGGCUCUCCUCAGUCACAGAGGCCCCAGCAAGGUGGUCCCCAACAGCAGCCACAAAGGCCUCAAACUGGUGGCCAGGGUCCCAAACCAGCUGGUCAGCCUCAGCAGAGGCCUCAGCAGCCAAGACAAGGCCAGCCAACCAGGCAGCCAUCCCAGGGUGGAUCACAGCCAACCCAGGACGUCCCUCAACCACCCCUGCAAACGCAGAGCAGCCCUCGCCCUCCGACCACUCAGCAACCACGGCCUACUGCACAGAGCCAGGGAGGUCUAGGAGGUCCAGGAGGUGCACGACCUCCUUUGCAGCAGAAACCUACACCUCCUCAGAAGCCAAGUCCUGAUCACCCGGCUCUGAGUGGAUCACCACAGCUUAAAAACGCCGGCCGCCCAGCACCAAAGUCCUAGUCAGGAUGAAGCCAAGGCUGAGACCAUCCGCAACCUUCGGAAAUCCUUUGCAAGCCUCUUCUCCGUGGAAUAAACACACACACAGACACAGAAACACACACACAGACAGAGAGGUUAUGCAGUAUUUCUAAAAAACAUACAAACACAUACACUUGUCAGUUAUACACAGGAAGGACCAAUUAUAUCGCACAUUGCAGUGCACUACAGAUCUGUGCACAUCAAUUUGCAAUGCGACAUAAAUGAAACACUGCCUGCACUGAAUUCAUUAGACACAUUCCCAGUUUUUUGAGGCCAACUGAUGGAGGGAGGUGUGAAAAUAAAAUACCACACACAGAAACACUCGCAUGCACCCUUUUACACUACCUACACAGUGACUGGACCUGCAUACACGUGCUUUGCCUAGUCAUUCCAGUCUCCUAUUAUUAGCUAAUAAUCCUAGAUUGUUUUUGGAAAUUAAAAGUUUUGGUGGACGUUUUGUUGUAAAACCAUCAACCGCCACGCUCUCUCAGAUAUAUGAUAUCUGAAGUAUGUCGGCUAAUUGUCUGAAGCAUGUUCUGUUACGAUAAGGGGCACCAUCUGAUGAUUUUAACAGUGCGCCACAUUGUAAUAUAACGUAAUGUUUUAUGGUUCCAUAUUUUACAUGCUUGAGCAGGAUUUUGGAUUUUGCAAUAACAGAUUGUGACGUUGUUAAAAUUUUGCACAAGCUUCCAUUGUCGAAACGAACCCCGCAGCUGUUAGCGCUAGCCACUUGUGUUACUUGCAUGUCACUUAAGGAGAACGUAGUCACACACUGUGGGUGGUCUUGCUUUGUGUUGUGUCGUUGCACCUAGAUAAAGUAGCUGUAAUGAAAAUGUUGUUUCAUUUUCGUGAGCAAGCUGUCGCUGCUUCCCUGACGUUCCUUUUCCUGACAAGAAACACAAUUGUACACCCUUCAACAUGUUUAAUAUGCCUUAGACAGCAUACAAAAAGAGGUUGGUUUUGUGAAAUCGCAUAUGUCUCAGGGAUGUCCUGAAGAGAAAGACGCAAUGACCAAGUGUCACUGAUCAGGUCUUCCAACCCAUUGCUGUAUAGAGUUAUUGAUUGCGAAGGCCAGUAAAGGGAGGUAUAUGUCGAAUGAAUUUGUUGGCACACUAACACAGUAACACUUGAGAACAUAUGAGAUGGGUGAAAGCUCAGGAGGUUUGUUGCAUCAAGAGAAGGUAUAUUUUGCAUGCCUGAAUGAGUAUGUAGGUGUUUGGAGCUGCUUGUCCAUCAAACUUGGGCCCAAUGAAAAACGCAAAGCCAAAAUACAAAGCCAAGGAUGCCAUCAGCAGCAAAUGUCUUCACAAAAAGGUCAUCUUUAGAAGAGAUGCUUUUCACAUGUUUAGUAUGCCCCAGUGUGAUCCCAGUUACACAAUGUGGAUCCCAAACCAACUACUCCUGAAACGCCAUACCCAAGGAGUUUAGAGCUGAACCAACAGUGUCUUCCACAAGUGAGGAUAAAACAUCCCAAUACUAGGCAAUAUAUUUAGUCAAGGCCUUUCCAGGAGUCCCGACCCAAUCCUGAAUCCUCCCUGCUUUCCCGCUCACCAGCCUGUUGUGUAUUCACAGUGAUCCUUUUGUGACAAAUGGUGCAUUAAUGUGUAUAUAUAUGUAUAAUGUAAUGUUGUACCGUGAACUGUCUAAACCAAAUAGAAGUGUUGUACAGAUCUUAACUCAACAAACGAUGCAAACGCCCUGUAUUUGAUUUGAUCCUGAAAAGGUGAUCGUUGUGGGUCUUGAGUAAGACAGGAUUUUACUUCAAUCAGAUGUGAUUUAGGUUGUGCAAUAUUGUCCACUGUAAACUAAACCUAUCAGGUCUGUGUUCUUUAUUUGACCUGUUUUGUGACAAAUGCAGUUAUUAAAAGUCAUCUUCAAUGUAAGUAGCUUGGUUCACAUAUGUGGUUAUCUAGAUGGUCCUCCAUGAUAUUGUUGUGGCUCAGGCGAACUUUCAGUGCUCUUCUGUGUGGUCAUGUUUUUCCCAAUUAGGAUAUACAUGUAUGUUAAAUGAUGACUUUAAUGAAUGUCUAAUAAAUAACAUUAUCACUGAUGCAAUCAAGUUUUUACGGAGCCCUGCACAUGACAAGCAAGAAAAAAGAAAUAAAUUGUGUGCACAAUUUACUCAUUCGUUCCCUCAGUGUACUAAAACGUGUGCACGGUUACUAUUGCGUUCCAUCGAUUUGCUAAAUUGUGUGCACAAUUUAGUAAAUCAUACGCACAAUUUAUAAAUCGAGUGAACGAAAUAGUAAAU
This is a messenger RNA of Carassius auratus (goldfish), 4911 nucleotides long. RefSeq names its product synapsin-1-like. Gene Ontology annotation, biological process: neurotransmitter secretion. The record is from RefSeq and is a predicted model, not a curated record. Bases 708 to 2642 code for a protein of 644 amino acids. NCBI's taxonomy places the organism in Eukaryota, Metazoa, Chordata, Actinopteri, Cypriniformes, Cyprinidae. The transcript has 13 exons. Gene Ontology annotation, molecular function: ATP binding. Gene Ontology annotation, cellular component: synaptic vesicle; synaptic vesicle membrane.